AAUUCUCUCUGGAUAUUGUGUUGCCUUCUUUUUUAACCUCUUUUCAAACCUGGAAUGAAGAAAAUUUGGAAUCCAUACGUAGGGGGGCUCUUCCAAAACCUAAGCUCCCUUGAGAACUUAUGGAUAGUUGAGUACCUGAAACUACAAUCUUUGCCAAGGGAAGCCUUCCCUCCCUCGCUUGGAGAACCACAUGUCGGUGGGUAUCCACAUCUACAACGACAAGGCUUUGAGGGGAAAGGAGAUUACUGGACUCUCACCCAUGGCAUCCCCUGCCUUGCGAUAUAUGACAAUGAGCUAAAAAGGAAAAGUGAAGGCAUCUGGAACCUUCUCCUUCCCCAUCAGUCUUUCCUUCCUCUCGAACCAACCUCCUUCCCAAACCAGCCGGCAGCCAUCACCGCGCCCUACGCCCGGCCUUGCUCGGCCUCACCCGAACCACCGCCCUUGCUCUGCAUCCUCACCCUGGCCUUUUCUCCUUUCUGCUCCCGAAUCAGAUCCCCUUGCUUUGCACCAAAUCUCCUGCACUCUGCACACCGGCAAUCAUGCCUCCCACACGCCUACACGCCCUACCCCUGCAUGCCUACACCCUUGCUCUGCCCUACCCCCUGCCACGCUUGCCUCCUGCAUGCUGCACCAGAUCCCUUCACUGCUGCACCACGCCCCUGCCCUUGCUCCUGCACCAGCCCGGCUGCACCCCUUGCACUCUGCUGCACCGAGCCUACAGAGUGCCCCAAUCUCGCGCCUCUGCUCUCCUGCUCUCUACAGCCAUACAGAAAAAAAACAACAAUGCCAAACAAAAUUGGCAUCAUUGGUGAUUGACAGAGCAAGGCCUUUCUUUUUACUUCAUUUUUAUUUUUAUUUUAUUAGUUGGAUGUAUAUAUAGAGCAAAGGCAGAGUAGAGAAACCGGGGGGGGGGGUCGGUGGUUGGUGAAAUUUUUGAUUUUGGGGGGUCUUUGGUUGAUCGUAGAGUUUUGAGUUUGAUUUUGGAGAGUCUUUGAUUGAUUUUGGCUGUUUGAUUUUGGGGGGGUCUAUAUUUGAUUUUCGGAGUUGAUUUGGAAGUCUCUGUUUGGGUUUUCUUUGAGAGCAAUAAAGGGAAAUUCCGAAAAGAGGAAGGGUUUAGUUGAGAGGAGAAAAGGGGAGGUUAUUGGCCGGAGUGUGGUGUCGUUGGCCGGUAAGGAAGGAAGAUUUUUCUUUGGAAGGCGACUGUGAUUGACAUCUUUUUUGGGUUUACUUUCUGCCUCAGGUAAAUUUUUGAACAGAAGAGGUUUUUGGGAAUGGUGGUGAAGGGGACGAUGGGAGCCUGGUCCCAUGGGUGCGAUCCCUCUCAUCAGAUCUGGAUCCAUUUUUCCUCAAAAAACUUUGCCGUGGGUGUGUUAUUUGUUUGCUGAUUGUUGUUUUUUUUUUUUUUGUAUUUUUCAUUCAACGUUCAAGCUUGUAUGUGCUUACUAAGAAAUGAAUGAAAAGCCA
Rubroshorea leprosula is the source of this 1464-nucleotide messenger RNA. The record is from the annotation of a GenBank genome assembly. Lineage: Eukaryota; Viridiplantae; Streptophyta; Magnoliopsida; Malvales; Dipterocarpaceae.